ACAAAAAAUCCCCAUUGAGAGCGAGAGCUUGUACAGGCGACCCAGCUCCAGCUGCUGCCUCCAUCCCACCACCACCGCCGUUCGCCGUGCUAUGCGCCCCGAAGAUGGCGCCCGCUACGGUCAGAAGGGCUCCUUAUAAGGAUUUCCUUCAGCCUGCACUGCACAGGCGCUUUUCCACGGUCGCCACCAUCAUCCUUGCCAUCGCGUACGCCCAGAGCGUCUUGCUGUCCGACUGGAGCUCAUGGCUCUGGUCAUGGUUCCCCCUCGGCCCGGCUGGCUUCCGAGCUGUCUUCCUCUUCUUCUGCGGCCUCUUCAUCCUCGUCCUGCGCAUCGGCCAGUACCACGUCGGCCUGAGGACGUCCAACUCGGGCUUCCAGACCUUCGUCGCCAACGCCCUCUCGUCGCGGACUAUCUGGGCCAUUCUCGCUCAUGUCUCCUCGGCCUGGCUCUUUAGCCAGGUGUACAUGUGGUCAGCAUCCUCGAGCGCGAACCUCGGCUGGAUCACCUACUUCAACGGCGACCGCGCGCGCCUCAACGAGAAGACCAUCUUCUUCUUCGUCCACUUCCUCGUCUUCGGCAUGGCCCGGGGCAUUGUCCACGUCGCCCUCGAUCGCGACCACAUCAGCCUCGGGACAGUCAAGCCCCCGAGUGCAGCUGGGAAGGAGUGGCUGGCGCUCUGGACUUCGUUGCCGGCGAUAAUGGUCUCUUCGUUUCCCAUCGCACUAUUUGCGGUUAUGCUCACUGCAGUGCUCUACUUCACCGCGAUCAGGCCUUUUGCCUGGAGUAUCGCCCUCAUGACUUUCAGGCCUUUCUACAGCCUGCCAAAGUACAACAUUCUUCCAGUGUCUUGGCCUCUCACCGCCAGCCUCGUCCUCCGAUGCACGCUUUUGACCGCCAUUCUUAAUAUGAUGUGGGGUGUCGGGAACGUCGCGUUUUCCAUUUUCCUCGUCAAGCCUCCAUUCAAGAAUGGGAAACCCCUGACCUCGGAUGCCAAGGAUCCCAAUGGAAGUCUCUUGAACGGGCUCAAGAGUAAGAAACUCCCUAUCAAGUGCUUCGCCAUGUGGGAACUUGCCGUUAUCGCUUGCGACUUCGAAGACCGACGAAAAGUGAUUUACGAGGAUUUCGAGCGCAAGGAUGGGUCCAUGUGGUCCCAGGCCUGUGCUGCCUGCGUCGAGGUCAUCAAGGAGCUAGAAUCGAGAAUGGACAACUACGGCAAGACUCCCGUGCCGAUCCAGCCGCCAGCCCAGUCAGAGGCAGCAGAGACGGCACGGCAACUGUCCAGGAAAUCGCUGAAGAGCCCGCCUUUUGCGGAAGCGACAGCUUCAAGGAUGGGAGUCGUGGGCGAACUCAAAACCACCGUCACCGAGUACGUCGACAAGGUCGCGAGGGAUCCGAACCAACCAUCACGCCUGAGCCCGAUAGGGAAGGCGGCCGGAGAGGCGAGGCUCAGGCUUCGCGAGAUGAAGAAGCAGUUGGCCGAGGAGGAUAGCAGCAGCGCAAGCAACCCGGUGCAGACCAGGGCCCGGGCGCUGCUUGCGUCGCCGUUUGGGUGGCCGUUCCGGCAGGAGUAUGGGCGUCGACUCACGGCAGCGGUUCUCGGUGGUCCUUACGGGGAGCCCAGCCUCUAUAUAAACGCAGCGACGGCGCUGAGCCAGCUGGCGGUGCACAGUCUGCAGGAGGACAAGUACGGCAAUGUGCAGCGCGACGUGGCGCUUAUUGUGCGGACACUCACGGCGGUGACGUCGAAGCUGGACACAUUCAAGAAGUCGUUUCCUCUGCACUGGACCGACGUGCAAAAGGACCGCAGCAGCCCCGAGGUCGACGCGGUGCUGGAGGCGCUGAGGGACGGCCUCUCGGACGUGGUGCUCAAGUUUGAGCGCUACAGCCGCGACCUGAGGCUCACCAUGGCGGACAUGCGGCUGGCGCGCGAGGCGAUCGGGGUGCAGGCGGCGGCGGAGGCUCCGGCGAUGAACAGGAGGGCAUCGCCUCAGAUGCAGCAGGUCAGGUAGAGAGGGUAUUCGGCGUUCUGCUAUGGGUACGGAUAUCAGGCAUAAUGUAGAGAGCGAAUAGAAGCGAGACAGCCUGUAGUUUUCAUGUCACGAGUCUCUGCUGGAUGCGUCAUUGCUGGUCGUCCCGUUAUAUGUCUUGGAUGUCGGUC
Molecule: messenger RNA, 2158 nt
Organism: Gaeumannomyces tritici R3-111a-1
Lineage: Eukaryota; Fungi; Ascomycota; Sordariomycetes; Magnaporthales; Magnaporthaceae
Exons: 3
Coding region: 105-2009 (634 amino acids)
Biological process (GO): nuclear pore organization; spindle pole body localization
Cellular component (GO): spindle pole body; nuclear pore transmembrane ring
Molecular function (GO): spindle pole body-nuclear membrane anchor activity
Source: RefSeq, a predicted model, not a curated record